This is a messenger RNA of Trichomonas vaginalis G3, 273 nucleotides long. RefSeq names its product alpha-amylase protein. Lineage: Eukaryota; Parabasalia; Trichomonadida; Trichomonadidae. Bases 1 to 273 code for a protein of 90 amino acids. The record is from RefSeq and is a predicted model, not a curated record. The transcript has a single exon.
AUGCAGAUCAGGAGCGAGAACCCAUCAUUGUGGAGAGGAACGAACGGAAAGACAUACAGCAACGGUAUCAUCUUCAACUGCAAAUACGACUCACAGACAGGAAACAAAGUCGUUUUCGCUGCAAACCUCGCACAAAACACUGUCACAGCUUCUUACACAGUCGGGGAAACGAAACUCACUGACUUGAUCAGUGGGAAGACAUACACAUCCUCAAACGGAACAUACAACAUUGAGAUGAGCGCUCUUGGUGUUGCUCUUUUCAAGGUUGAAUGA